CUCCUUCUUGGAAAAGCCAACUGCUAGAGCAUGCCAAGAGUCCCUAGCAACACCCUACAGCUUUUGAAAUCAGGGAGAGAGAGAAGAGAGAGAGGGAGGAAGGGAGGGAGAGAAAGAGGAGAAAGAGAAACUGUGAGAACUGUGGAGUCACCUGUUAGCGGGCAGGCGUGCCUAAGCCUGAGCAGGGGCAGGCUCUCAGGAUGGACACCCCACCCCCUGGCGAAACCUUAAAUAAGCACAGUGAAAAACUGAAACAGGAGGAAGAGGAGAUGGAGUUUAAGGAACUGGAUGGGCUGAGGGAAUCCUUGGCUAACCUCCGGGGACUGUCUGAGGAAGAGAAAAGUGAAAAGGCAAUGCUCCACUCCCGCAUCCAAGAGCAGUCCCAGCUCAUUUGCAUCUUGAAGCGGAGGUCAGAUGAGGCCCUGGAGCGCUGCCAGAUCCUGGAGCUACUAAACGCAGAGCUGGAGGAGAAGAGGAUGCAGGAGGCGGAGAAGCUGAAAGCCCAGAGCAAACAUGCCAAGAACCUAGAGGAACGGUUUAUGACCCUGGCAGCCAACCACGAGAUGAUGAUUUGCUUCAAGGAUGAACACAAGAGUGAGAACAUCAAACUGAGGGAGGAGAAUGAGAAACUGAGGCUGGAAAACACCAACCUCUUCAGCCAGGCUCUGAAAGACAAGGAUGCCAGAGUAUUGCAGCUCACUGUCAGGAGCGAGGCCCUUGCCAAGGAGCUGGAGGCUCUGAAACAGAGAUGUGCUCAGGAUGCCAUCCAGACACAGGUUCGAGAGAAAGAGUUGCUAGAGCUUCAGAGUCAGCAGACUUGUGCCCAUGCCAAAGAGACAGAGCAGCUGCGCAGCCAGCUGCAGAGCCUCAAGGAGCAGCACCAGCAGGCUGUAGAGAAGAUGACAAAUGCCCAGGAGACACAGAAUAGGCUGAGCCAGGAGCUGCAGGCCAGGCUGCAGACCGUCACACAGGAGAAAGAGGAGCUGCUGCAGCUGUCCAUGGAGAGGGGCAAGGUGCUUCAGAACAGGCAGGCGGAGAUCCGCCAGCUGGAGCAGAAGUUGGAGACAGCAGAUCUGGCCAGGAGUCAUGCUCUAGAGCGGUUUGAGCAAGAAGCAGCGGCUGUGGACAGCAACCUGAGAGUCCGGGAGCUGCAGCGCAGGGUGGAUGGGCUCCAAAAUGCCUACAAUGAACUCAGGCUGCAGUCAGAAGCCUUCAAAAAGCAUACCCUGGAUCUUUUAAACAAAGAGAGAGAACUCAAUGCCAAACUACGACAUUUCCAACCAUAAGGAAGCCUCUGCUUGUCCAUCCCGCUAAUAAUCCCAGUAUGUGUACCCUUGACACUUUGGCAAGAGCAAAGAUGAUAUUCCUUGUAUUAUACUUGUAAGCACAAGAGGCAACUUAAAGAAAAGCUACUUUACUAUGAUGUUGUUGUUGUUAUUGUAAAGCUAACGCCAGCUUUUGGUUUUACUGCCAAGAAUAUAUAAGAUUUGCCAGCAUUCUUUCUGUACCUUUGAAGUCUUCUAUAAUUGCUAUCAGUAUUUUUCCUACUCCAUAACUUAUUCACUCAACCUCAUAUGUCUUAAUAUAUCUCAAGAUUUUAAAUAAGCAAGUUCUAUGAUUCAAGUGAAUCUAAAAUACACAAUGAGAUGUGUCACUAUGAAAAAAAAGCAUCACAGUUAACCACUGUGGAUAUGUAGGCUUAUAGUCAG
This is a messenger RNA of Fukomys damarensis (Damara mole-rat), 1709 nucleotides long. RefSeq names its product coiled-coil domain containing 89 (gene Ccdc89). NCBI's taxonomy places the organism in Eukaryota, Metazoa, Chordata, Mammalia, Rodentia, Bathyergidae. Bases 201 to 1286 code for a protein of 361 amino acids. The record is from RefSeq and is a predicted model, not a curated record. The transcript has a single exon.